Nannospalax galili (Upper Galilee mountains blind mole rat) is the source of this 3638-nucleotide messenger RNA. It is a transcript of the gene Fbxl16, whose product is annotated as F-box and leucine rich repeat protein 16. Gene Ontology annotation, cellular component: SCF ubiquitin ligase complex. Gene Ontology annotation, biological process: SCF-dependent proteasomal ubiquitin-dependent protein catabolic process. The coding region runs from base 425 to 1912 and encodes 495 amino acids. Lineage: Eukaryota; Metazoa; Chordata; Mammalia; Rodentia; Spalacidae. The record is from RefSeq and is a predicted model, not a curated record. The transcript is spliced from 7 exons. Gene Ontology annotation, molecular function: protein binding.
AGCGCGGAGGAGGAGCACCGGGAGGAGGGCAAAGGGAGGGAGGAGGCGCCCGCCUGGCUCCCUGCAAAGCGGCCUUAUUUAUCUAGGCACAGCCUCAGCCUCCCCGGUGGGAGGCUCAGGGCAGCAGAUCCUCUCCCACCGGGGAGCUCCGCUCCGGUUGCGGCCAAGAGGGCCCUGGGGCGCGGGGCACCCGGGGGUGUCGGGCCUGCUAACCAGUCCAGCACCUCGGCCGCCUCGGUGCUCAGCCGCGCUGGUGCUGGGCUCCCGAUGACGCGAGGUCCCCCGGCGGACAGCGUAGCAUGAGCCAGGAGCCCGGGCCGAGGUAAGGGGUGAAAUGAAAAUCACAGCAUCAGAAAACACAUGUGAAGAGUACAGGCUGAGCCAGUGAAUACAACAAGGGCUGUGGACACCUACACACCUGGAUAUGGCCAGCCUGCCUCUUGUGCAGUCAGAGAAAGAACGUGCAAGGAAGAUGUCGAGCCCGGGUGUCAACGGUGACCCCAAGACUCCAUGCUUGCCUCGAAAUGGUCUAGUGAAGCUGCCUGGCCAGCCCAACGGCCUAGGUGCAGCCAGCAUCACCAAGGGCACACCUGCUGCCAAGAACCGCCCUUGCCAGCCACCUCCCCCACCCACCCUUCCACCUCCCAACCUGGCUGCACCACUGUCCCGGGUUGCUCUGGCCGGGGGGCCAUGCCCCCCAGCCAGUGGAACAGCCUCAGGCCCAGUGCCUGGACCUCCAGUGGAGCGGCCACCACUAGCCACAGAUGAGAAGAUCCUCAAUGGGCUCUUCUGGUACUUCUCAGCAUGUGAGAAGUGUGUGCUAGCCCAGGUAUGCAAGGCCUGGCGGCGUGUGCUCUACCAGCCCAAGUUCUGGGCAGGCCUCACACCUGUGUUGCAUGCCAAGGAGCUGUACAAUGUGCUGCCUGGAGGUGAGAAGGAGUUCGUGAACCUGCAGGGCUUCGCUGCUCGAGGCUUUGAGGGCUUCUGCCUGGUUGGCGUCUCUGACUUAGACAUCUGUGAGUUCAUCGACAACUAUGCGCUCUCCAAGAAGGGAGUCAAGGCCAUGAGCCUCAAGCGUUCCACCAUCACUGAUGCUGGCCUAGAGGUGAUGUUGGAGCAGAUGCAGGGAGUGGUGCGCCUGGAGCUGUCAGGUUGCAAUGAUUUCACCGAAGCUGGUCUGUGGUCCAGCCUCAGUGCACGCAUCACUUCACUGAGCGUCAGCGACUGCAUCAACGUGGCCGACGAUGCCAUUGCAGCCAUCUCACAACUGCUGCCCAACCUGGCAGAGCUAAGCCUGCAGGCCUACCAUGUGACAGACACUGCACUGGCCUACUUCACAGCUCGCCAGGGCCACAGCACCCACACGCUGCGCCUGCUCUCUUGCUGGGAGAUAACCAACCAUGGCGUGGUCAACGUGGUGCACAGCCUGCCCAACCUCACCUCACUCAGCCUCUCAGGCUGCUCUAAGGUCACUGACGAUGGUGUUGAGCUUGUAGCUGAGAACCUGCGCAAGUUGCGCAGCCUCGACCUCUCGUGGUGCCCUCGGAUCACCGACAUGGCACUGGAGUACGUGGCCUGCGACUUGCACCGCCUGGAGGAACUCGUGCUGGACAGGUGUGUACGCAUCACGGACACUGGCCUCAGCUAUUUGUCCACCAUGUCGUCCCUCCGCAGCCUCUACCUGCGAUGGUGCUGCCAGGUGCAGGACUUCGGGCUGAAGCACCUCUUAGCCAUGAGAAGUUUGCGUCUCUUGUCUCUGGCAGGCUGCCCGCUCCUGACCACCACCGGGCUGUCCGGCCUAGUGCAACUGCAGGAACUGGAGGAGCUGGAGCUGACCAACUGCCCUGGGGCCACACCCGAACUCUUCAAGUACUUCUCGCAGCACCUGCCACGCUGCCUCGUCAUUGAAUAGCACGGGAUUCCCCACCCGGGCUGCGGGAACCGGCCACGCCCUAGGCGGGGUGCGGGGCGCCUUCGAGCCCCUCUUCUGGCCCUGCCGGAGCCCCGAGUCUCGGCCCCGCGCGGGAGGCGGGCAAGCCGAGGGAAGCCCGCCCCGUGCCUCCCUUGCCUCUCUGCUCUUCUCUUCGCCCCACUCAGGGCAGGAGGCAGCGGGGCCAGCCCCACGCACGCACGCACACUCGGGGACUUUGUGCAUGCCCCUCGUGCCCGCACUGCACGCCCGCCCUCCACCAUGCCACAGCCGCCGCCAUCACUCGCCCUCCCUCUGAGGGGGCUCGGUCCUUUGGGGACACUUUGAGUGCAGACGCCCUCACUGCCUUCCCCACCUCAUUCUGCUCUCUGCCUCCCCCGCUGUCCCCCAUCCCGGGCAGGGCCCAAGGGAAUGGGAUGAUUGGUCCCCCAGGACUCAGGGGCCUGGAAGAGCCCCAAGGGCCUCCCAUAUCUUCCACUGCACCGCGCCUGGAGCCCUCUGAGGGGUAGGGGGCAUCACAGGCCACUGCCAAAGCCAUGGCCCCCUGAGGAGCCCAACUCCCCUCCCCAUGCCCGCCUGACCCAAGUGGCUUUCCUUCUUCCUUGUCGCCAUAUGGGUCAGUUCUUGUCCUCUGUGCCACCUCCUCAUCCCCUCCCUUCCCCCUGGCCUACAGAUCCUUGAGCCCUGGCCAGGCUGGGACAGCUUUAGAACGAUGAUGACCUUGGAAUAAUCAACAUUAGCUUAGCCAGUGUCCAUCCAGUGCAAAGGUGGAAUAGGCACCUGACAGAUCCCAAGCUAGAGCCACCCUCAGAGCUGUCAGGCCUUGGGAGAGCCCAUGCACCCCAGCCCCUGUCCCAGCUAAGUUCAGGCCUCUCAGCACUGUUUUACCCAGGCUAAUCUGCAGAGGAGGGCCUAGCCAAGGUCAGGGUCAGCACUGACCAUUGAUUCUGAUCUUCCAGUGCCCAGCACACCCUUUUCGCCCCUAGGAGUGAGGGAUCCUUUCUAGCCCUCCUUUACCCCUCCCAGCUCCAAAACCUCUGCCUGUCCAAAUGGGCUCUGACCAUGUUCUGUCAGAUCCCAAGACAUUUGGAAGCCCCCGGGGAUGCUGGCACAUUGUGGCAGUGCUUAGGAAGGGGCUGGGACCCCUUUCCCUCCCAACCUUGAGCCCCAGGAGACACAGCACCUACAACCAAUCUUGGGACACCCCUAACUGGUUGGAAGAAAGUAGUUUCCAGAGAGCCCAGAGAGCCAGAGAAUGAGAGAGAGAGAGAGAGAGAGAGAGAGAGAGAGAGAGAGAGAGAGAGAGAGAGAGAUGCUGUUGACAAAAAGAAACAGUUCAACAGCCCAAAGAGUUCCCUGCCCCUGGAGUGUCAACCAGGGAGGCUCCAGGCUGAGAUGGUCAGGAGCCAGAUUCUUCAGCCCCUCCUCCCAUGAUCCCCCAACAGGGAGGGGGCAGCUGUCCAUUUGCCCAAAGUAUUAAUGUAACUGAAGCUGUGAUAUUUCCAAUGACUGUAGGAGGAAAAUUUAAGGGGAGAGAGGAACACAAACAAAACCAACCAACCCCUAAAAUCAUUUUCUUAUUGUACAUAACGACCUCAUUCUCCUGUAUAUGCCGAAGAUAUAACCUUAUAUUUGGUAAGUGUUUCUUGUGCUAUUUUAUCACGUGACCUGUUUAUAAAAAUAUAUAUUAAAAAAGUUGUAAAAACAU